AAACACAUCAAAUUAACCGUACCAGAAUCUUCCCUUCGCUCCCCACUCCCCACCCUCUCGCCUCUCUCUAUACAUUUCUCUCCGCUCAUCAACGAGAACCUGAUCCCCAAAUUAAAAAAAAUAGGUUUAGGGUUUCAUCGAUCCCACUCGAUCAAAUGGCAUUAAGGAAGCUCUACAGCGAAAUUAAGGGCUUGAAAGUUAAGGAAUUGCCCGACCACGUGAAGCCGAUGCUGUCAAUUGGUUAUGUGAAGAAAGCAGUGCAAAGAGGAAUGGAUAAUUACCAUGCGAAGUAUAUAGAAACAAGCUCGAUCGAUCCACUUCUUCAUGUUUGCUAUGGUGGCAUGAUUUUGUCUUACCUUAUUGCUCUUCCUGAGGAACGCCGUCAUCUUGAGCACCAGCAACAUGCUAAGGAGCAUGGUGGGCAUUAGGGAGUGACGGUUUUUAUCGGUCUUUUUAUUAAAGGACUCAUUGAACCUUCUGGAAGUUGCUUUGGUGACCAUUUAUUUGCUUGGUGUUUUUUUGGUAUUUCUGGAUAUUGUAGACUGGAAGAUGCUGUAUUUGCCAAUGGUUUGCAGUCUGAAAUGAUGAAAUAAAAUACCUUGACUGGUUGAACUUA
Molecule: messenger RNA, 616 nt
Organism: Populus trichocarpa (black cottonwood)
Lineage: Eukaryota; Viridiplantae; Streptophyta; Magnoliopsida; Malpighiales; Salicaceae
Exons: 2
Coding region: 156-428 (90 amino acids)
Source: RefSeq, a predicted model, not a curated record